Messenger RNA from Capronia epimyces CBS 606.96, 621 nucleotides. RefSeq lists its product as uncharacterized. Gene Ontology annotation, cellular component: cytoplasm; nuclear exosome (RNase complex). Gene Ontology annotation, molecular function: RNA binding. The transcript has a single exon. Lineage: Eukaryota; Fungi; Ascomycota; Eurotiomycetes; Chaetothyriales; Herpotrichiellaceae. The record is from RefSeq and is a predicted model, not a curated record. The coding region runs from base 1 to 621 and encodes 206 amino acids. Gene Ontology annotation, biological process: RNA processing.
AUGGCGUCCACGCUUGUCGUCCCCGGCCAGAUCCUGGGAAGCACGUCGUCGCACCAGCCAGGGCCCGGCACGCACGUCUACGAGAACAACAUCCUCGCCUCCAUCAUCGGCAGGUCCGUAGUCCUCCGCACAGACAAGCAGUCGAGUAAACCAGUCAUUUCGGUUCCGCGGCCAGGCACGAACCCAACGGGAAUCAAGAGCGCGAGCUCUCUCCCCAAUGUCGGCUCUACUGUCCUCUGUCGAAUCACUCGGGUGCAACAGCGACAAGUUGCAGCGUCGAUCUUGGUCGUCGACCCGUCUCCGCAAGAUGUCACCUCCUACACGCGUCUCACGGACGACGACAUGCAGUUCCAAGCCGUGCUGCGCCGCGAGGACGUCCGCACCCACGAGAAAGACAAGGUCGUCAUCAACGACAUGUAUAGAGUCGGAGAUAUCAUUCGAGCCUCGGUCAUCAGUCUGGGAGACGAGCGGAAUUACUACAUCAGCACAGCUGGGAAUGACUUCGGCGUCGUGGUUGCCACCAGUGAUGCGGGAAACGCAAUGGUCCCUGCGAGCUGGAAAGAAAUGAGAGACGUCGUUACAGGACAGGCCGAGAGCAGGAAGGUGGCGAAACCAGCAUGA